CGGGCCGGGCUUGGCUCGUACGGUCCCUCCGGGCUUGUACGGUCCCUCCGCGUUCCCGGGAAGUCGCUCUGUGCCAACAGGAAUGGAUUUCCCCUGCGGAAGGUUGGGACAUGAUGCCGAAAUCCCCCGCGCGCGGCCUGUGCCGGGCGCGGGCCCCGGCGCCGUGAGUCCUUUCCUGAGCCUGCUGCACUCCAUCUCCUCGGGCCUGUCGGACGCGGAGCUCUCCGAGAUGAAGUUCCUCUGCCGCGACAAAAUUGGGAAGCGAAAGCUUGAUGCGGUGCAAAGCGGCCGGGAGCUCUUCAGCAUCCUGAUGGAGCAGCAGCUGAUCGCGAGCGACAGCCUGGAGCUCCUGAGAAAGCUGCUGCAGCUCAUCCAUAGGGGCGAUCUGCUGUCCCUGCUGGUGCAGUUCGAAGAGGAAGAACCUCAUGCCCCUGAUGAUCAGCCAGAUAGGCAUGAAAAACGUCUCCUGAAAGCAGCUGUUAAUGUCAUAUGUGACAAUGUUGGGAGAGAGUGGAAGAAGCUGAUGCGAGAACUUGGGAUGUCAGAGGUGAAGCUGGACAGGAUAGAGGCAGCCCAUCGAUUUAAUUUGUAUGAACUGCUUGUUCAAGCACUUCGGGAGUGGCAGCUGUGGAAGGGGAAGGAUGCAAAGGUGGCUGACUUAAUAAAAGCCCUCCGGGGCUGCAACCUGAAUUUGGUGGCGGACAUGGUUGAAGAGAAGAUCUCAAAAUUGAACAUGGAACCAGAUGAAACGGGUGUAAAACUAUGA
Molecule: messenger RNA, 766 nt
Organism: Cinclus cinclus
Lineage: Eukaryota; Metazoa; Chordata; Aves; Passeriformes; Cinclidae
Gene: FADD
Product: Fas associated via death domain
Exons: 2
Coding region: 83-766 (227 amino acids)
Biological process (GO): negative regulation of extrinsic apoptotic signaling pathway via death domain receptors; signal transduction
Molecular function (GO): protein binding
Source: RefSeq, a predicted model, not a curated record